This is a messenger RNA of Doryrhamphus excisus (bluestripe pipefish), 1979 nucleotides long. RefSeq names its product 8-oxoguanine DNA glycosylase (gene ogg1). Gene Ontology annotation, molecular function: damaged DNA binding; 8-oxo-7,8-dihydroguanine DNA N-glycosylase activity. Gene Ontology annotation, biological process: nucleotide-excision repair; base-excision repair, AP site formation; base-excision repair. Lineage: Eukaryota; Metazoa; Chordata; Actinopteri; Syngnathiformes; Syngnathidae. Gene Ontology annotation, cellular component: nucleus. The record is from RefSeq and is a predicted model, not a curated record.
GGAAAGCAGAAAACUUCCGGUGUGACACCAUUAACUUCCGGUUCACUGGAUGUGGUAAACAAAUAAUGAAUUUAAGCCACAUUCACAUUCAUAAGUAUUGCCAAUAAGUACCCAAAGUUAUGGCACGACAUGCAAUCCUGUCAUUGGGAGAAAAAGUGUGGAAAUCUAUAGCCUGUGAGAAGUCAGGACUGCGUCUGGAUCUCACUCUUGCUUGUGGACAAUCAUUCCGUUGGAGAGAGACAUCCGAAGGCCACUGGACUGGAGUAUUUGGAGGACGAGUGUGGACUCUAACCCAGACAGAAGAUACUUUGUGGUACCAUGUGUACGACAAAAAUGGUGGCGUUUCCCACAGUGAGGAAAACAAGCCACAGAUGAAAUUAGGAGGGAUUGUAAAGAAGGAAGAGAAGGAGUCAGUGUCUGUAACCAUCCAGAAUGACGACGAAGAAGAAGAGGCAAUGCUGAGAGAUUACUUCCAGCUGAAUGUGAAUCUGGAGGAUCUGUACAGGAAAUGGGGAGCAGCAGACCCCCAUUUCAAGAAAAUUGCAGACAUCUUUACUGGGGUGCGAAUGAUCCGCCAGGACCCCACCGAGUGUCUCUUUUCAUUCAUUUGCACUUCCAACAACCAUAUCUCUCGGAUCCAAGGAAUGGUGGAGAGGCUGUGUCAGGCCAGGGGGGACCUGCUCUGUCAGCUGGAUCAAACAUAUUACUACGACUUUCCUUCUUUGUCUGCAUUAGCAGACAGCAGUGUCGAAGCUUGCCUGAGGGAACUUGGCUUUGGAUACAGAGCUAGGUUCCUGCAAAAUAGCGCAAAGCAGAUUUUGGACAACCAUGGUCCUAAUUGGCUUGAAGGUCUACGCAAUGUCCCAUAUGUGGAGGCCCGUGAUGCCUUGCGUGCCCUCCCUGGAGUGGGCACUAAGGUGGCCGAUUGUGUAUGUCUGAUGUCCUUGGAUAAGGCUGACGCCGUGCCAAUUGACACACACGUGUGGCAGAUUGCUAAGCGUGAUUAUAAAUACACUACUGUCAAUGAACCAAAAAGCAUCACUGAAAAACUUCACAAAGAUAUUGGGGAUUUCUUCAGGAAGCUGUGGGGUCCUUAUGCUGGCUGGGCGCAGUCUGUGUUGUUCUGUGCAGAUCUCAAGAAAUUCCAAAAUCUGAAAGAAAGGCCGCAUUUGAGGAAGCCAAAGAAAGAGUCAGAAGGUGAAAGUAUGGUAACAUGCCAAAAAACAAAUAGGACUCUGCAAAAUGGAACUGUGAAGAAAAGGAAACCCGAGACAGCAUUUCACAAGAAGGCAAAAUUGAGUAGGUAGUAUAACACAUUUUUCUAAAUAAACAUUUUUGUAAAGUUUGUCUUAGUAACAUAUUUAGAGGAUGAGUUACUACAGUAAACCUCGGAUAUAUCGGACUCGGAUAUAUCGGAAAUUCGUUCACAAUGGACAGAUAAAAAAGAACCAAUUUUUCUGUAAUGCAUUUCCAAUAAAAAUUCAUUGCAUAUAUCGGAUUUUUUAUAACGGAUUUCGCCUAUUUCGGACAAAAUCUCCAGUGCCGUUCCAAUGCAUUUCCAUUAAAUUUCCCUCGCAUAUAUCGGAUGGCCGCAUCGUGGCGCUCCGAUUCGCCGAAUCGUGACAGGCCGCUAUACGACGUCAUUUGCAGCGUUUGCAGCGUUGCCUGCGCGCCCAGGUACAUUGGAAACAUAGUCAAGGAAGUGCCUUUUUAUAACGGAUAAAAUCCGAUUUACGCAUAUACCGGAUAUAAAUCCGAUAUAUGCGUAAAACGGACAUUUUCCGGUAUACGCAUAUAACGGAUUUCGCUUAUAUCGGACAAAACCAGUGGGAACAAUUGAAUCCGAUAUAUCCGAGGUUUACUGUACUUUUUAAUACUAAUAUUUAGCCUCAUGAUAUUUUGUAAAUGGAUGUCAUUAUGUAACUUGAAUGUCCCAUGAAUGUAAUAAUUCGGCACUGUGGUAAGUUUUGAAAUAAACA